Messenger RNA from Penicillium antarcticum, 1920 nucleotides. RefSeq lists its product as uncharacterized. NCBI's taxonomy places the organism in Eukaryota, Fungi, Ascomycota, Eurotiomycetes, Eurotiales, Aspergillaceae. Gene Ontology annotation, biological process: regulation of DNA-templated transcription; DNA-templated transcription. Gene Ontology annotation, molecular function: zinc ion binding; DNA-binding transcription factor activity, RNA polymerase II-specific; DNA binding. The record is from RefSeq and is a predicted model, not a curated record. The transcript has 4 exons. The coding region runs from base 1 to 1920 and encodes 639 amino acids.
AUGGAUGACACUACUGGCCCACGCGGGAAAGGGCGGAGUGCCUGCGAUCUAUGUCGACAUCGGAAGGUAUGGCCACGCACGCACUUUGCAUGCACAAUCAACCCCCUAACGAUGAUACUUGCCCAGAUCAAAUGUGAUAGGAGUGAACCAGCAUGUGAGAACUGUCAUCUUGCAGGGCUUCCAUGUACAUUCUCUCCACCGGCAACUCAGCUGCGGAAGAGCACUCGGCAAGAGCUUGCCGACACCAAAGCGCGUGUCCGGGAAUUGGAGGCGAAACUUGUUGCAUUUAGAGAACACACUAAACAUAGCCACAGUGGGCUGUUGCCCCCUAGCAGAGGUGCUUCCCCGGUUCCGCUCAGUCCGCUUUCCCAGGCUUCUUCAUACACAUCUUCGGCUGCGACGUAUCUGCCUGAUACACGCGAUUUUGAUACUGCAUUGGCAGCGUUUCAAUGGCAUGUUUCAUACUGUGGGCUCGGAAGUCCUCUUUCGACCCAAAGAGCUGCAUUCUACUCGCUCAUUGAACAGCAGACGGGAUGUACGUUCAAUGUGGACGUUUUUGCACAUGAGGUCACACAGUCAUUCCAAGCAAAGCAUCUCAAAUCAUCAAGAAAGUCUAUUGGAUUGAAGUGGCCACCCUCUGCUCUCGUUCAGCGUUGUCUGGAGUACUUUGACAAGAAUGGGCUCUAUUCCAUAUUUCCCAUUGUUGAUGUCGAGGCUAUGCAAAUCCUCCUUAAUGCGAAUACUUUAGAACAGCCACCAAGCAUGACUCGUGCUUCUAACCGUGCUUGUCUCAUUGCCUUUGCUGCAAUGGUCACUCAGAUUCACCGUCAUGAGAAUGCCUUUGCUGGCUGCGAUCCCGAUGCUUAUUUGCAAGCAGCGCUGACGCUUCUUCCUGAAAUGAUGUUGGAACCCCCUGACCUGAGGACUCUAGAAGCAGUGACUACUAUGAUGCUCUAUAUUACUCCUCUUGGUAGACCUCAGGCAGGAGAAUUACUGCUUGGUGUGGCCGUGCAACUUAUCUAUAACCUUGGGGCAAACAGAAUUCAAACACCCCAUGAGAUACACCGGACAGAUCAGCGCAGCCAACAUAUGCGAGCACUAUUCUGGCAUUGCUAUGCUAUUGAUAAGGAGUUUUCCAUCCGAAAAUCUCAACCACCAUUGAUAAACGAUGACGACUGUGACUUGGAUCUGCCUACAACAUAUGCCCAGAAGACAUCGGAACGCCACUUUUACAUGAAACCAUUAUCAUCCAAGGAGCUUCUGUUCCCAUCCGAUCUUCGCUUUUCUUUACUCAAGUCGAAGAUCUUCCGGCUGCUGUACUCGGUUCAUGGUCUAGCACUCCCCGAAGCAAGACGCCUUCAGCACAUUCGUGAACUAGAUCAAGAAUUGAGUGACUUAAAGCAGGGCUAUCCUGUCGACUGUCGGCCUGAUGCAUUUGCUACCGAGAGCGCACCGGAAUAUCUCUUCCACGAUCUCAGCAUCCGCGGUGUGAAUAUCCACAUGGAAUAUUAUUAUUGUCUAGGCAAGAUUCACGGAGCCAGCAGUUCCUGCAGGAUAGCCGCCCCACAAAGCUGGUCACCUCUCCCUUCAAGCGCAGAGUUGUGUUUCGAAGCGGCGCGAUCCUCCUUGAUCUAUAUAUGGCGAGUCCGUCAAUUCGUGAACCAUCAUACUUUUUGGAUCCACGCCCAAUUCCUCCUGGCAGCUGUAUUUUCCGUCUUCUGGUAUCUCAUCACAUUCCCAGCAUCAGCGACAUUCACAAGAGAUUUGAAAACUUUGGAGGAUAUAGCGGGUCUUUUCGCUGAACUUAACAAACCGAAUGAUGAAGGACAGACUUUCCCGCCAUUUUAUCUGGCACGGGCUUUUAUCGAGAAGUUGGUCUCGCUGGCGAGACAUUCUUUGCCUAGGAUUGCGGGUCAAUGA